AUGAACAAGAAUUGGUUGGAGACAGUUUUAAAGAAGUACGACCGCGACAGGAGCGUUGCGAAUUUGGUGAGCGUCGAAUGCGAGCCGGCUGCACCCAAAGGUGCCAACUACUAUAGCCUCAUUCUGCGCGCAAAGUUCAAGUUGAUACUUCGUUCGGGCCGUGAGACAAGCAAAACCGUCAUCAUCAAGAAGGUCAUCGAGGCUGAAGAACAAGUCGAGCUGCUCGCUGAGUACACUGUUUUUAAAGUCGAGACCAAACUUUUUACAGAAAUCCUGCCCCACAUGGAACGUCUGAUGGAGGAUCACCAUGACGGGGGAGAAAAACUCUGGCCUGAGCUGAUCGGCUACAACCCUUACGACACAAUUAUAUUUGAGGAUUUGAACGAAUUAAAUUAUUAUGUAGCCGACAGAAGAGAGUGUCUUGACCUAAACCACGGUCUACUCGUUUUGAAAAGUUUGGGCCGUUUCCACGCCAUGUCUCGAAUCUUGCUUCAUAAGGGAAUGCUUUCUAGCGACGAUCUGAAGCCGAUGUACCUAGCAUCCGAUUCUAAAUUGACAAAGAGGAUCGUAGAGGGCGGCCUAACUCAAGUCUCCCAGGUCAUGGCGUCUUCCUGGCCUCCGGAAUGGAAGGAAACCGCUGACAGGAUAGCUAACGAUGUCGAGGGAGCAUGCUUGCGGAUCAGGGACCUGGCGAAGAUAAACGAGGAUACCUUCCUGGUUCUCAACCACGGGGAUUGUUGGAUUUGCAACAUUAUGUUCAAGUACAGUCCAAUUGACAAAAAUCAACCGAUAUCUUUAAGAUUUAUCGAUUUUCAAAUGAGCCAUUACAACUCGUACGGCUGGGAUCUGGUCUAUUUCAUUUACAGCAGCAUAAAAGCCGAAGAUCGCCGUUGCAGCUACGACAAAUUGUUGGCCUCUUACCACGAGUCUCUGGCAUCGACUUUAGAAUUUUACGGCAUGGCCGAAGACGUGCCUACCCUCGACGACGUCAAAAAGGAGAUCGAUCGUCUUGACUACUUCGCUUUUAUGGUCAUCACAUGCAUAUAUCCGGUGGCCUCGGCGGACACGAACGAAGCUUUCGACAUGGAAAAGAUGAAAGACGUAGAUUUUUCAACUGCCUAUAACCCCGAGAUAUACAGAGCGGAAAAAUACAGGGAAGCCGUCGGCGAGGAGAUAAAAGGAUAUAUUAAACAAGGGAUUAUUUACUUCCAAGUCAGCCACAUCAAUUCGUACAUCUGGGACAUAAUCUACUUCCUUUACUCCAGCGUUAAGAACGAUGUCAGGAAAAAGCACAUGACAGAUUUUUACAAAGUCUACUGGGAAUCGUUGAGGAGUAACUUGGAAUUUUUCGGUUUCGAUGGCACCCCACCUACUUUCGACGAUGUACUGAAGGAAACCAAAAGAGUGGACUAUUUCGCCUUUUGCGUCGUUGCCGUUUUACGGCCUAUCAUGAUGUCGAAGACCGACAAAGCUUACGACUCGGAAAAACUCAGUAACUUGGAAGACGCAGUCCAUGUUGUCCAAACGGAAGUCAUUGAAACUACCAUAGAAAAUUGCGCAUACGUCUUCAUAGCCUUCAUGGAUAAUGGGACUAUAAUUCUACAACAUUUUGUUUUAGAAAUCUGGCCGAAGCGGAUUGCUCUCGUCAGUCUGGGCCUACAAGGAAAGAUCGCAAUGGACUCCAACUGGUUCGAAGCCGUUUUGAAAAAGCAAGAAUAUGAAAAGAGCACCUUACGUGUCGUCAGCGUCGAGUUGGAAGACGCCGUACCAGCGGGUGUCAACUAUGCCAGUGUCAUUAAACGUGCGAAGCUGACUGUGGUUCUAGGUUGCGGAAGGACGGUAACAAAAACGGUCAUCAUCAAGCAGUCCCACAUCGGAAAAAAAAUGGACGUUAUGUUAGAAUUUGAUGUUUUUAGAAUGGAAACUAAAUUGUAUCGUGACGUGUUGAGUCAAAUGGAAAUCCUACUGGACCAGUUCAACGACAGGAGGGGGAAAAUGUGGUGUGACAUGUUGGGUUACGUGCCAUACAAGACCAUCGUAUUCUCAGAUUUAAAGAACGAAGGGUUUACGAUGGUUGACAGAAAAAUCGGUCAGGACGAAAACCACGCCAACCUUGUCCUCAGAUGUUUGGGAAGGUACCAUGCAAUGUCCAAAGUCCUGUUGGACAAACGGAUUAUAACUGACAACGAUACAAACCAGUUUUUCCUCGGAGUGGAAUCAUUAAUUUUGGAACACAUGGUGAAAGGUGGAGUAAGAAAUGUUGCCAAGACAAUUAAAGAAAUUUCGUCUGGAGAGAGGGUCAAAGUUGCAGAGCGAGUAGAGGCUCAAAUUGAGGUCGCUCAAGAGAAGUUGAAAGCGAUCAUCCACGAAAAAUCGGACUUUAAAGUACUAAACCACGGUGAUUGCUGGAAUUGCAAUUUGAUGUUUAAAUACGACGAGUCUGGUCAGGACCCGACAAGUUUAAGAUUUCUAGACUUCCAAGUCAGCCACAUCAAUUCGUACAUCUGGGACAUAAUCUACUUCCUUUACUCCAGCGUUAAGAACGAUGUCAGGAAAAAGCACAUGACAGAUUUUUACAAAGUCUAUUGGGAAUCGUUGAGGAGUAACUUGGAAUUUUUCGGUUUCGAAGGCACCCCACCUACGUUCGACGAUGUACUGAAGGAAGCCAAAAGGGUGGACUAUUUCGCAUUUUUCGUUGUUGCCGUUUUGCGGCCUAUCAUGAUGUCGAAGACCGACAAAGCUUUUGACUUGGACAAACUCAGUAAUAUGGAAGACGCAGCCAAUGCUGUCCAAAAGGAAGCCAUUGAAACUACCAUAGGGGAUUGCGAAGACGUCUUCCUAGACUUCAUGGAAAAUGGAACUAUAUAAUUUUAAAUUUUCUGUUAAACAUCUUAACAAUAAUAUAAAAAAUAUAUUUUUUGCUAACUAAUCUAAA
Messenger RNA from Cimex lectularius (bed bug), 2935 nucleotides. RefSeq lists its product as uncharacterized. The record is from RefSeq and is a predicted model, not a curated record. Lineage: Eukaryota; Metazoa; Arthropoda; Insecta; Hemiptera; Cimicidae. The transcript is spliced from 12 exons. Bases 1 to 2868 code for a protein of 955 amino acids.